GUUGAUAGUUUCGAGAGUGAGUUAGAGUUUUGCGCAGCAAUAUAAGUGUGUUAUGUGCAUUAUUGAAAUUAUCUUAUGUUUUGUUAUUAGAUCGAAUAGAGUGUCAUUGAGUGUCAUCAUACUAGGUAAUAAAAAAAAAAAACAUUUUGACUGAACAAUGAGCGCUUUGGAACAUUACAAUCUUCAUGGAGAAUACAAAACAGACUCCAAUAGCCCUGCUAUUAUGCAGAGUAUGGAUAAUUUAUCUACCUGCAAUAAAGAUAUGUAUAACCCUACAUAUAGCUCUCCUUAUGAUUCUUCAUCAAAUUAUGGAGACCUAACGAUUAAUGGAAUGUCUACUUUGAAUGAGCCUGUUGAUAAAAAUUUUUCCGAAAUUUCAAACAGUUUUUUGUUAAUUGACGGCAAAGAAUAUCUUAAGGUUACUAAUGCCGAAGAAUUUAUUAAUAAACUUGCUUUUACUGAAAAAAAUUCAAAGAUUAAAGUUGUAUCUAUUUUUGGAAAUACUGGAGACGGCAAAUCACAUACAUUGAACCAAACUUUUUUUAAUGGUAAAGAAGUAUUUAAAACUUCAAAUGAACAAAACUCCUGUACUUUAGGAGUUUGGGCAGCAUUUGAUCCACGACUUGGAGUAAUUUGUUUAGAUACAGAAGGACUUUUAGGUAUAACCGUUCAUGAAAAUGAACGAACACGAUUAUUACUUAAAGUACUUGCUGUUUCUGACAUUGUCAUUUAUCGCACGAGAUCUGAAAGAUUACACAUGGAUUUAUUUACAUUUCUUGGUGCGGCAUCAAGAGCUUAUAGCUUACAUUUUCAAAGUGCAUUACAAGCAUUAAGCCGAAGAGAGGGAACAUUAAAUCCUACUCGUGCACUUGGUCCAAGUGUUAUUGUAUUUCAUGAAACUUGGCACACUCGUAUAUUAUCACAUAAUACGUCAGAAGAAAGUGCAGAAGAUGUUUUACGGAAUCGUUUCACUCAAAUGAGAUUGGAAAUUGAUGCUUUCAGUUCAAUAAAAUACGUUGGUGUACAAACAUUGAACCCACCAACAAAUUACAACCCUCUUCGUAAUGCUAUUAAAAAUGAACUAUAUAAUACGACCGUAAGGUCGGCAAGAAACCCGCAUCACGUGUACAAUACACUGAAAAUACUAAAUGAUAAAUUUUCUGGAGCAAUCGAAAAUAAUUCUAAUCAUUUAUUUUCUGACCAGUAUUUUACUUGUCAAGUAAAAUGUCGUAGUUGUGACAGCAGAUGUCGAAAUAGCAUGGGACAUCUUCGUGAAGGAAUUCCUCAUUGCAGUGAUAUUAAAUGCCGCUAUCAACAUCAAUAUGAAAACUUGGUGUAUAUCUGUAAAAAAUGUCAUGCCGAUGGUAAUGAAGUCAUAGUGACAAGUCGCACGUUGCCUCAAAAUGACAGUAGUUGGUAUGGACUGGCAAAAUACGCAUGGUCUGGUUAUGUUAUUGAAUGUCCACAUUGUGGUGAAAUAUAUCGCAGUCGUCAAUAUUGGUAUGGUAAUAAAAAUCCUGAAGAUGCUGCAGUGCGUACUGAAAUAACUCAUGUUUGGAAUGUGCCUAAUUCAGCACUAUCGAAUCAGAAUGCAGCUCAAAAAAUAAUUGAUAGCGUAGCGUAUCUUACUGAAGCUGUUACAACUGCUUCCAUUCAGCCGACAAAAGCUAUCACUGCUUGGGUCGCUGAUCAAGUUGCACCUACUUAUUGGCGUCCUAAUAAUGAAAUUCAAAAUUGUCACCAAUGUAAAAGCUUAUUUGGUCCUUGUGAUACGAAACAUCACUGUCGUUCCUGCGGUGAAGGUUUCUGUGCUAAUUGCUCAUCUCAGACAAAACCUGUUCCUGCGAGAAAUUGGCUUACACCUGUACGUGUUUGCGAUAGUUGUUUCUCAAAAGAUACUAAUUCUAAUGAAACUACUUCUGAUACUACUGAAGAUGUUAGUGUUAGAAAAGUCAGCGAACACGUUGUAUCAACUUUAAACGCAUUUGGAACUGUAUUAACUUAUUCAAAAUCAUUGAUUAAAGAUACUGUCCGACCAACGUAUUGGGUUCCUGAUUCCGAAUUGAUGAAUUGUUGUAUUUGUGAAAAUCCUUUUUCUGAUAUUUUACCUUUUCAUCAUUGUAGAGAUUGUGGCCGUGGUGUAUGUCAAAAUUGUUCACAAAAUCGUAAACCUGUACCUCGUCGAGGUUGGGAUAAUCCAGUUCGUAUAUGCGAUUAUUGCAUAAAGAUUGAUGACCUGAUAAAAUUUAAUCAACAAUUAUAAAUAUAUAAAAUUAUUGAUUAUUUUUAAACGUAAGUUAGUUUAAAGAUUAAAAAAAAUAAUUUUAAAUUCUAAUCUAUUAUUUUCGUUAUUGAUUAGGAACAAUAUUAAAUAAUACUAUUCAAUGAUAAAAAAUAUUACAUUUGAUUUUAUUAAUUAACAUCAAAAAUGAAUAUAUAAAAAUAGUGCCAUAAUUGGGAUAUAUCUUUUUUUUAAUAAAUAUAGCCUAUUUAAAUAUCGAUCAUUGCAUGCUUUUACAUUAAAAUAUAAAUUUAUUAGAGAAUGCGUGAUUGAUAAUAUAUUAUAUAUUACAAAUGAUUUAUAUUUGUCUAAUAUUAUUACUGGUAUAAUAAACAUAUUUUAUAAUAGUAACUUUUAUUGCAAUGCAACAUAAUCAAUACCUGGCUGUGAAUUGACUAUCGAAAGCGCAUUUUCAUCAAAUGUCAGAAAUACAAUAAAACACGUUAAGUACA
This is a messenger RNA of Cotesia glomerata, 2733 nucleotides long. RefSeq names its product zinc finger FYVE domain-containing protein 1-like. Gene Ontology annotation, molecular function: metal ion binding. The transcript has 6 exons. Bases 158 to 2263 code for a protein of 701 amino acids. Lineage: Eukaryota; Metazoa; Arthropoda; Insecta; Hymenoptera; Braconidae. The record is from RefSeq and is a predicted model, not a curated record.